GAGCAACAUAGUGAUUCAAAACAGUUUGCUGUGAAUCACCGGAGGAGCAACUUCAACAUCAUUUCUUCUUUCACCACACAACACAUCUCACGAUCAUUGAGUUCUUUUUCCCCAUUUGUUUUGCCUGUGCUCUUGAGGAUUUUUUUUGCUUUCUUAAGAAAAAAAAUAAUUUCAGUGUGAUUAAAUCAUUAUUAAAUUUUUGGUGAAGGAAAAUUAUAUUGGAAGCAUCGUAAAAUUUUUAAGGCAUCUUGUCGCUUCAAUUACUCCGCACAGACAAGUGGCUUAGUGUCGAGGAGAUUGCUGUCUUCGCACAAGGAGCAUUAUAGCAAAAACAACAUAAAAAUCUGGAAGAAUAUAAAAAUUCUUCGUAAGACAUCAUGAGGAGGAUUACAUUAAUUCUAAGCCUUUCCAUCUAUUUGUGUGCGCACAAAACGAUAGCCGCAGAAAUUUCCAGUGAAUCAUCUGCGUCCCCGGGAAAGAAAUUGCCUGACACAAAGAUCUCCUACAUCAGACCAGCCCCAAUGACUCAUUCGAAUGCACAUCAUCCCGAGGGCAGAAAGCUACUGCAAAGCAGAGAUUCUGCAAAAUCCACGGCACGUGAAAUUAUAGCAGACAAACGGAAAUUAUCGAAUCCCGAAGUCUUUAGUAAACUCGGAUUGGGGAAGAUGAAAAUGUCCCCAAAUCACCAUCGUAAGCGAUUAGCUGUGGAGUCGAGGCAUCAUGGACAUCCAGAUGACUCCAAUAUGUACAUCAUAAAGCUCCCACCUAGCAAUAACUACUAUGGCAACCUAAAAUCCCGAACAGACUCCGUUAAUGCCGUAACAGACGACAGUAAGCAGGUCUCAUUGGGAUUUCAGUCAAACGGAAAGCCCGGCAGGAUAUAUCAUUGGAAUUUGCCAGUCCUCAAGAAACUCCUGCACGGCAAUCGUCCCCGAAAUCCCAAUUCGAGGCACACAGACGACGAAUCUGAGCUAAUUGACAUUAAGAACAUUCCAACGUGGAGCAAUACCUGGGACAAUGAAACCAUCGAGAAGCAAUACAGGGAAGGAAGUCCACAGCACGAGAAGAUCCUGAAGAAAAAAUCACCCCAAUACUAUGCACCAGUGAGGGCAAAAAAUUUCCAAAAAUACUUCCCAAGCAAUGGCAAACCCAAAAGCUUCUACGUCAUUAAAAGCCAAAAGUUAAUUCCAUUCAAGCUUUUUAAGAGAAAAUAAGAAAAAAAAACAAAUCAUUCCAUCCAAUAUGCAGCGAGAUAUGUAGAAAAAAAAAGAAAAAAAUUGAAUGAAAUUCAAUUUUAAAAUUUGUACUUAAGUGCUGAGAGACUGGCCGUUCGUUGGCGUCCCGUGCUCCUAAAUGCCUGACAACUAUAUAGGAUAUUUAUUUCCUCGAUUCAAUACGUACAUUAUAAUACUAAAACUUCGCUCAAUCAUAAAACGAAGAAGCAACAAAAAAAAUAAAUUAAAUUAAUCAAUUUAAGUGAUUAAUUGUACUUUCUAUGCGAUAAUUUUAUUGUUAACUUACACAAAAAAUGCGAUUUUUAUACAUUUUUUUACAUGAAAAUAAAAACAAAAAAGCAUAACUUUAAUAAAAUAAAAUAAAAAAAAAAGUACUCUGCGUUGAUACCACUGCUU
This is a messenger RNA of Lutzomyia longipalpis, 1631 nucleotides long. RefSeq lists its product as uncharacterized. The record is from RefSeq and is a predicted model, not a curated record. The coding region runs from base 378 to 1214 and encodes 278 amino acids. NCBI's taxonomy places the organism in Eukaryota, Metazoa, Arthropoda, Insecta, Diptera, Psychodidae. The transcript is spliced from 5 exons.